AUGUCGAAGCCUUUUGAUCCGGAGCAGGCCGAGAACCUGGAGGAUAUGGAAAAGCAGUUCGCAGUGAAAGCUGUCGAGCACCUCAUGACAUACUGGUCCAUUCUCGAGAAGGUCAAGGGCUCCCAGCUGCGCCUGACCAAGAUGGACGACGCGAUCUAUGUGCACUUCAUGACGGAGUUCCCCGACUUCAACCCCGCCUCCACUAUUAUCGAAGACGACAUGAAGAGCAAGGCCGGUAAGGAGAGGUGGCGCAACUUCGUCAACCAGUACGAGGAGACGAUCGAGGACUACAACUUCGGCACCAUCAUCCGCGCCCGCGCCGAUGAGGAGUACGAACAACACAACACAAUUUUCGGUGUGCGUAUGCAGUUCUACGCUGUUGAGAUCGCUCGCAACCGUGCCGGUCUGAACGACUGGAUCUACGAGAAGGCCCAGAAGGCCAGCUCCUGA
This is a messenger RNA of Penicillium atrosanguineum, 450 nucleotides long. RefSeq names its product polysaccharide biosynthesis domain-containing protein. NCBI's taxonomy places the organism in Eukaryota, Fungi, Ascomycota, Eurotiomycetes, Eurotiales, Aspergillaceae. The record is from RefSeq and is a predicted model, not a curated record. The transcript has 5 exons. Gene Ontology annotation, cellular component: cytoplasm. The coding region runs from base 1 to 450 and encodes 149 amino acids.